AUGGAUUUCACGAGAGUGCGUGUUUUCAGAGACCAAUGGCGUAUUCUGUUUGUCAUUCUUUGUCUCUUUGAGCUGCGCUCCGUGACUGGACAGGCUCGCUAUUCAAUACCGGAGGAGCAAGUGGAAGGCUCUAUUGUUGGAAAUAUUGCAAGAGAUUUGGGCUUGGAUGUUGCUAGACUCGUGGCAGGUAAAGCUCGUAUUAUUGCCAAAGGAGGCCGACAAUAUGUUGAUUUAAAGCGGGACAAAGGGACUCUUGUUAUUAAAGAACGCAUUGACCGAGAGGAGCUUUGUGGAAAGACGACGCCCUGCAGCUUCAGUUUUGACAUCAUAUUAGAAAAUCCAAUCCAACUUUAUCGUGUAACAGUGGAGGUCGUGGACAUUAAUGACAACAGUCCGUCCUUCCCUCAGACUGAAAUUAACAUGAACAUUGCUGAAAAUGCUGCAGUGGGAACACGAUUCUCCCUUGCCAAUGCGGUGGACGAAGAUGUUGCGAUAAAUGACAUACAGAAAUAUGCACUAAAACCAUCAGAUCAUUUUAAAUUGGAAAUAAAUAAUCAACCAGACGGUGAGCGUUUUCUUGAAAUGGUUUUAGAGAAACCUUUAGACAGAGAGCAAGAAGAGACUCACACAUUCAUGAUGAUUGCUUCAGAUGGUGGUGAACCGCAUAGAUCAGGGACGGUGAGAAUUCAAAUAACUGUGCUUGAUGCAAACGAUAACGCACCAGUGUGCAGUCAACCUGUUUAUAAGGUUGAAGUGCCAGAAAACUCACCUUCAGGAACACUGAUCAUUGCUGUUACUGCAAAAGAUGCAGAUGCAGGCCUCAAUGGUGACAUCACAUAUUCCACUCCUCACAUUACCAAAGGGGAAAAGCAGCUUUUUAGUAUAGAUGGUAAAACGGGAGAGAUUAAGCUAACUGGUGUCUUAGAUUUUGAAAAAUUAAAGAACUUUCAAUUCAAGGUUCAAGCAAGUGACCACGGAGGUUUAUUCGAUACAUGUAAAGUUAUUGUUAACAUAAUUGACGAAAAUGACAAUGUCCCUACCAUAGAACUCAUGUCAUUUUCAAAAUCCCUACCUGAGGAUUCUCCCCCAGGUACAACUGUUGCUGUUUUUAACGUGAAUGAUGACGACUCAGAGAGCAACGGUGUUGCCAAGUGCUCUAUUAACUCUGACGUCCCUUUUAAAAUUGAGUCUUCAUUAACAAGUUAUUACACUAUACUGACUGAAAAUUUCUUAGACAGAGAGAGUCUUCCUGAAUAUAAUGUUACCAUAGCAGUUCAAGACCAAGGCUCUCCACCUCUGUCUAGUAGUAAAAUUAUAAAUGUUAAAAUAUCUGAUGUGAAUGAUAACCCACCAAAAUUUCAUCAGUCAGAAUACAGUAAAGCUGUACCAGAGAACAAUGCUCCUGGUUUAUCUGUGUUUACUGUCAGUGCUAGUGAUGCAGACUGGGGUCAGAAUGCCCAAGUGUCUUACUUCCUCGAGGAGAAAGAAGUUAAUGGUGUGGCUGUGUCUUCUUUUGUAUCUGUAAAUUCCGAAACUGGUGUCAUCCACACAGUCAAAUCAUUUGAUUACGAGCAAAUAAAGUCCUUUGACUUUAACGUCACUGCCCGUGACUCUGGAUCUCCUCCACUGAGUUCCGUAGUUACAGUCAGCAUCCUGAUUCAGGACACCAAUGACAACGGCCCUCAGGUGCUGUAUCCUGUCCAAACGGGCGGCUCAGUGCUGGCUGAAAUGGUGCCUCGUUCAGCAGACAUGGGCUAUCUGGUGACUAAAGUGGUUGCUGUGGAUGUGGACUCUGGGCAGAACGCCUGGCUCUCAUACAAGAUGCAGAAAGCCACAGACAGGGCGCUGUUUGAAGUGGGCCUCCACAAUGGAGAAAUAAGAACUGUCCGCCAAGUGACUGAUAAAGAUGCUGUCAAACAAAGACUGACUGUUGUUGUGGAGGACAACGGGAAACCCUCACGAUCAACCACAGUGAUUAUUAAUGUGGCGGUGGCAGACAGCUUCCCUGAAGUGCUGUCAGAGUUCACUGACUUUAACAUACAUGACAAGGAGUACAACGACAAGCUUACAUUUUACCUAGUUUUGGCUUUGGCUGUGGUCUCCUUCCUCUUCAUUACCUGCUUGCUGCUCAUCAUAUCGGUCAAAGUGUACAGGUGGAGGCAGUCUCGCAUCUUGUACCACUCCAACCUGCCUGUAAUUCCAUAUUAUCCCCCACGCUACUCAGAUACUUUGGGGACGGGGACCCUUCCGCACAUGUACAAUUAUGAGGUGUGCAGGACCACAGAUUCCAGGAAAAGUGACAUGAAGAAUAUGCAAACCAUGAGUCAAAGUUUAGUGAGUGUGGAUGGAGCAAAUGCAGAAAUGCCGUAUGAGAACAAGCAGAUGUCAGGAAACCUUUCACAGAUGUCAACAUUGGUGAGUCAAAAUGUUUAA
This is a messenger RNA of Nerophis lumbriciformis (worm pipefish), 2433 nucleotides long. NCBI's taxonomy places the organism in Eukaryota, Metazoa, Chordata, Actinopteri, Syngnathiformes, Syngnathidae. The record is from RefSeq and is a predicted model, not a curated record.